AUGGACGUCGAACAGUGGUUCAGCGCCAUACCCCCCGUCACGAGGGCUUGGCUCGUCGCCUCGGCCGCGACCAGUUUGCUUGUUGAAUGCCAGGUCGUCGCCCCCCUCCAGCUAUACUUUAGCUGGACGUCGGCCGUCGUAAAGGCCCAACCAUGGCGCUUCGUCACGACAUUCUGUUACUUUGGCAAGGUAUCUCUAGACCUCUGUUUCCACCUCUUCUUUGUCAUGCGAUACUCGCGCCUGCUCGAGGAAAACUCCUUCUCAAACCGCCGGGCAGACUACGUCUGGCUCCUAGUGCUAGUCAUGGCUUUCCUCAUGGCCCUGUCGCCACUCAUCACCAUGCCAUUCCUCUCCUCGUCGCUAGCCUUUGCCCUCGUAUACAUCUGGUCGCGCCGCAACCCCAGUGUCAAAAUGAGCCUCUUUGGCGUCGUCACAAUCACAGCACCAUACCUUCCCUUCUGCCUCGUUGCGUUCAGCUGGCUCUUACAGGGCGGCUUUGAUGCUGCGUUGGGCGAUAUUCUCGGUAUCCUCGCCGGACACACUUACGUCUUCCUGCAAGAUUACUGGCCGCGUGAGAUGUGGUCCUCGGGACAGGGAGAGGUCGUCACUCCCGCCAUUUUAAAGCGCGCUCUGGGCCAGCGGGAUCGGGAUCGUGAACCCGAGCGGCACGAUGAGUAG
Cutaneotrichosporon cavernicola is the source of this 678-nucleotide messenger RNA. RefSeq lists its product as uncharacterized. Gene Ontology annotation, molecular function: ubiquitin-specific protease binding; misfolded protein binding. Gene Ontology annotation, biological process: endoplasmic reticulum unfolded protein response. The coding region runs from base 1 to 678 and encodes 225 amino acids. The record is from RefSeq and is a predicted model, not a curated record. Lineage: Eukaryota; Fungi; Basidiomycota; Tremellomycetes; Trichosporonales; Trichosporonaceae. Gene Ontology annotation, cellular component: endoplasmic reticulum membrane; Hrd1p ubiquitin ligase ERAD-L complex. The transcript has 7 exons.